Neoarius graeffei (lesser salmon catfish) is the source of this 2677-nucleotide messenger RNA. It is a transcript of the gene fbxo9, whose product is annotated as F-box protein 9. The transcript has 13 exons. Gene Ontology annotation, molecular function: protein binding. Gene Ontology annotation, biological process: SCF-dependent proteasomal ubiquitin-dependent protein catabolic process. Lineage: Eukaryota; Metazoa; Chordata; Actinopteri; Siluriformes; Ariidae. Gene Ontology annotation, cellular component: SCF ubiquitin ligase complex. The coding region runs from base 145 to 1458 and encodes 437 amino acids. The record is from RefSeq and is a predicted model, not a curated record.
UCCGUCUCCUGUUCCGUCUCCGUCUCCACCCGACCGGACUCGUGAUGGCUGCCGUGUGGCGCGCUCGGAAAUUUGCUCGCUGCGUUGUCCGUUUCUCCGACCGUGAUCUGUAAAAAAAAACAAACACAAAAACGCCGAUAUUGCAUGGUUUCACGCGCCACAACCAAACCUCAGAGAUUCUCCGACAUGGCUGAAAGCAACCAAAAUGCUGAUGCUGGUUCCGUGGAAGAAGGGGAAGAUGAUAAUUCUGAGGAUUCUAAUUUGCAGCUGGAGCUUAGUGUGUUUAGGGCUCAGUGGAUGUCAGAGCUGCGUCCCGGCUCUGGAAUCAAAACUGGACUGUCCAAAGCUGCUGAUCUGAAGAAGACACAGGAACUGGCCCGAGAGGAAAAAGCCCGAGAGCUGUUCCUGAAGGCUGUCGAAGAGGAGCAAAAUGGAGCUGUUUACGAAGCCAUCAAGUACUACAAGAGUGCAAUGCAGCUUGUCCCUGACAUUGAGUUUAAGAUCAACUACAGCAGAUCCCCCGAUCCAGACCGAGUUGGUGGGAGCUACCUGGAGGAGAAUGAAAAUGAUGGCGAGAUUGAUGAUCUCCUUGCAUACCUUCAACACCAGCUAACUGUCGAGCAUUCCUCCCAGAAGAUUUGUCAGCCAGAGGUGGAGACAUCGCAGGUGCAUAUUUCAGCGUUGCCACUAGAGGUGCUGAUGUACAUCUUCCGCUGGGUGGUGAGCUCAGAUUUGGAUAUGCGUGCGUUAGAGCAGCUUUCUCUCGUCUGCAGGGGUUUCUACAUCCUUGCAAGGGACCCUGAGAUUUGGCGCUCGGCCUGUUUGAGGGUAUGGGGCCGGAGCUGCACCAAAUUGCUGCCCUUCAGCUCGUGGAGGGACAUGUUCUUAGAGCGGCCGCGUGUCCGCUAUGAUGGCGUUUAUAUCAGUAAAACGUCAUACAUCCGUCAGGGAGAGGAGUCUCUGGACGGCUUCUACAGAGCAUGGCACCAGGUGGACUAUUACAGGUACCUACGCUUCUUCCCUGAUGGUCAAGUAAUUAUGUUGACCACGCCCGAGGAACCUUUGGCCAUGGUUCCACGUCUUCGCAGCAAGAACACAAGGAUGGACUCCAUCAUGAUCGGCCACUACCGGCUGUCCCAGGACACGGACAAUCAAACCAAAGUUUAUGUUGUCGUAUCCAAGAGAAAAGACGAGAAGGUGCCCGAGUACCAGAGGAGUCGGUUCUGCAGGCGGUACCCAGCCCCCGAGUCAGAACGCUCCUUCCAUGUGGGGCUGCAGCUUUCCUCUGGAGGGCGCCAGCGCUUCAACAAGCUUGUGUGGAUCCAUCACUCCUGCCACAUCACAUACAGAUCAACUGGAGAAACGGUCAUCACAGCAUUCGACCUUGACAAGAUGUACACGCCGCUGUAUUUUGCGCGAGUGAAGAGCUACACUGCGUUCUCAGAGCGCCCCCUGUAGGGCCGCACCAGAACUGCAUGUAGAACAUCAUGAGUAACAGUUUACGCUUUUCAAUCCCCAACAAACAUAUCACCCCAAAUCCUCCUCGCUUUGAGCAUGAAGCUACAUGAAUGUAAAGAAAAAAAAGGUUGCGUGAGGAUUUCUAAAAAUUCCUUAUCGCGGUGUAGAAGCGUUACCUUCGAGGUUUACUGUUUACUGUCUAUUUGAAUUGAUCACUGGCUUCCUGGUGUAACUGUAGUUUUACCUUAGAUUUAAAGCAUAAAAGCAGCUGUUUUCUCCUUACUUUUCACCAAUGCUGAAUGUUUUCACGUAGAUAUUUUGGUGGGUGUCUACUGACGACUGGAACAACCAAAUAAACAAGCUGAAGGUUGUUCUGUUUGAUUUCUUGUGGGUUUUUUUUUCCUGUCCUUCUUGUUUUCAGUCAUCUGUUUUCAGCUGUCAAAGUAAAUGCAGUCAAUUGCAAGGAACUCAGAUUUUAUUUGUUUGUUUGUUUCUUUCACAGAUUUACAUUUUUUAGAUUUUAAGUUUCAAGUCAAGUUUAUUUGUAUAGCGCUUUGAACAAUAGACGUCCCAAAGAAGCUUUACAGAAAUUUAAAGACUUUAAACAUGAGCUAAUUUUAUCCCUAAUCUAUCCCCAAUGAGCAAGCCUGUGGCGAUGGUGGCAAGGAAGAAGAAGAAGAAACCUUUAUUCGUCACAUGCACACUUCAAGUACAGUGAAAUUCAUCCUCUGCAUUUAACCCAUCUGAAGCAGUGGACAGCCACACCAGAGCGCCCGGGGAGCAGUCAGGGGUUCGGUACCUCGCUCAAGGGCACCUCAGCCCAAGGCCGCCCCACGUUAACCUAACUGCAUGUCUUUAGACUGUGGGGGAAACCCAUGCGGACACGGGGAGAACAUGCAAACUCCACACAGAAAGGCCCUCGCCGGCCGCUGGGUUCGAACCCGGAACCUUCUUGCUGUGAGGCGCCAGUGCUAACCACUACACCACCGUGCCGCCCUCAAAACUCCCUCAGAUGACAUGAAGAAACCUCGAAAGGAACCAGACUCAAAAGGGAACCCAUCCUCAUCUGGGUGAUAACAGACAAUGUGAUUUAUAAAUAACUUGCUUCUAUAACUGUGUCCUAUAUAGUCACAAAGUGUAACUGUGUAACCAGGAAAAUCAUUAUAGUUUUAACAUGAAGUCUGUUUUGUUGAAGUUAUAAACUGUUCAUUGAUGGAAA